AUGGCAACGCAAACCACCCUCAAGCCACCCUCUGCCGAGGUGCUCAAAAAAUACCCACUGGGAAAGAUUGAGCCGUAUUCGACUAAAUACUUCGCUGCAUGCAUGCUGGGUGGUGUUGUAGCAUGUGGUCCUACACAUACCCUUGUCACGCCUCUCGAUCUCGUCAAAACCCGCCGUCAAGUCGACCCCAAGAUCUAUAAAUCAAACCUUCAAGGUUGGAGUUCCAUCUAUGCAAAAGAAGGCGUGCGUGGUGUGUUCUUCGGCUGGACCCCGACGUUCGUCGGCUACUCCUUCCAAGGCCUCGGAAAAUAUGGCUUCUACGAAGUCUUCAAGCACCAGUAUGGCGACAACAUGUUCCCCAACAGCAACCGCACGCUGGUUUACUUGGGCGCCAGCGCCACGGCGGAGUUCAUUGCAGACGUGCUCCUGUGUCCAUGGGAAGCCAUCAAAGUCCGCAUGCAGACGACACUGCCUCCAUACGCGGACAACUUGCGUGAGGGAUGGACCAAGAUCGUCGACAAGGAGGGCAUUGCUGGGCUGUACAAGGGUCUUUACCCUCUCUGGGGCCGUCAAAUCCCGUACACGAUGUGCAAGUUCGCAACCUUUGAAGAGACUGUCAAGCUCAUCUAUCGACAACUCGGCAAGCCCAAGGAGAGCUACAACAGUCUGCAGCAGACCGGUGUGAGUUUUCUGGCUGGUUAUAUUGCCGGUAUUGCUUGCGCCAUUGUCAGCCAUCCUGCCGAUGUCAUGGUCAGCAAGUUGAACUCUGACCGCCAAGCUGGCGAAUCCGCAGGAAAAGCCAUGAGUCGAAUCUACGGCAACAUCGGAUUCACGGGUCUGUGGAACGGUCUACCAGUCAGAAUCGUCAUGAUCGGUACAUUGACGGGAUUCCAAUGGCUGAUCUAUGAUUCCUUCAAGGUCUGGCUCGGUCUCCCGACAACUGGUGGUCACUAG
Molecule: messenger RNA, 954 nt
Organism: Cladophialophora psammophila CBS 110553
Lineage: Eukaryota; Fungi; Ascomycota; Eurotiomycetes; Chaetothyriales; Herpotrichiellaceae
Exons: 4
Coding region: 1-954 (317 amino acids)
Biological process (GO): mitochondrial phosphate ion transmembrane transport
Cellular component (GO): mitochondrial inner membrane
Molecular function (GO): phosphate transmembrane transporter activity
Source: RefSeq, a predicted model, not a curated record